Messenger RNA from Coprinopsis cinerea okayama7#130, 1607 nucleotides. RefSeq names its product mo25 protein. Gene Ontology annotation, biological process: intracellular signal transduction. Gene Ontology annotation, molecular function: protein serine/threonine kinase activator activity. Lineage: Eukaryota; Fungi; Basidiomycota; Agaricomycetes; Agaricales; Psathyrellaceae. The record is from RefSeq and is a predicted model, not a curated record. The transcript is spliced from 7 exons. Bases 83 to 1072 code for a protein of 329 amino acids.
ACACUGACGACCCUCUUGACGACUGCGACGACCACCUGUGACCCAAUAGCCUCUGAUAUCUGCUUAUCUCUGAUUCACCGCCAUGAAUUUCUUCAAAACCAAGCCACGGACACCGCCAGAUCUCGUACGGGGGUUGCGAGAUGUGAUACCAAGACUCGAGAACAGUGCACCGGGUGGCGAGACGAGGAGAAAGGCUACAGAGGAGGUCUCCAAGAAUCUGCAGCAAAUCAAGGCAAUGCUGCUCGGUGACGGAGAGCCGGUUCCAGAAGUCGUCGCACAGCUAGCGCAAGAGACCUACAACACCGAUCUGCUGCUUCUGCUGGUGCAGAACAUCGCCCGGUUCGAGUUCGAGGCGCGUAAAGACGUCGUCCAGAUAUUCAACAACCUUCUGCGUCGCCAGAUCGGUUCGCGGUGGCCAACAGUGGAAUAUCUGUCGUCUAAACCGGACAUCGUGUUUGCAGCGCUCGCGGGAUACGAGAAUGAAGAGGUUGCGCUCAACACGGGGAUGAUCCUCAAGGAGAUGUUGAGACAUGAACCGUUGGCCAAGAUUCUCCUAUACUCUGACCAAUUCUACAAAUUCCCCCAUUAUAUUGAAUCUACAACGUUCGGCAUCUCGUGCGAUGCGUUUGCCAACUUCAAGGAGACACUAACACGCCAUAAACCCAUGGUUGCAGAAUACCUGGACAGGCAUUAUGAUCGUUUCUUCUCAUCACUGACUACACUCAUCCUUUCCACCAAUUACGUUACGAAGCGCCAGUCGCUCAAACUGCUCGGGGAGAUCCUUCUUGACCGUGCCAACUUCAAUGUCAUGACACGCUACAUCGCCAACGAAGGUAACCUCAAAAUGAUGAUGAACCUGCUUCGAGAUAAGAGCAAGAACAUCCAAUUUGAAGCGUUCCACGUGUUCAAGGUGUUUGUUGCCAACCCCAAGAAACCCCCGCAGAUCGAGGCCAUCCUCCGAAGAAACAAGGAGAAAUUGCUCAACUUCCUCAAGAACUUCCACAACGACAAAGAGGAUGAGCAAUUCACGGACGAGAAGCAGUUCCUCAUCGUCCAGAUUCAGGGUUUGUAAACUUAUAGAAUUGGACGGUCACGCGGGAUACCUGUUCUCCAUUCUUCGAACUGCCUCGCCCCUGUCCGACCAACCUCAUCAUAUUCCGCAAAUCCAUACAUCCAACCUCCGUCAUCGUCGUCCAGUCCAUCCCGUCCAGUUCCGUGCAUCCUACAUGUAUUACCAUAAUACGUCACCGCCUCUCGGUACCUACUUCCUCUUGUUUGCAAUCCCGCCAUCGUCGUCCCUUGUCAGACCUCCCUUCCUUACUACCUUGGAUACCAAAAGAUCUCCCCACACUCCUCUUUUCUUUUGCUUAUUCUUGGUGCCUAGACUCUGGACAACAAUCUAUCGGAUUCAACUAGCACGGGAGAAUGUUUCAACGAAGAACGGUGUUACGUUUUCCCAUUCAUCAUCAUCUCCAACUUGUCCAUGAUUGUGCAUGUCCGACAGCCCCUCUCUCUGCGGAAGUUCACCACCCUCCUCCUUUAGCUGAUCGUAAUUCAUCUAUUUCCCUUGCCUCAUCUGUUACUCUUUUCCCUUUCUUUUUGCUUUC